Molecule: messenger RNA, 1581 nt
Organism: Ceratitis capitata (Mediterranean fruit fly)
Lineage: Eukaryota; Metazoa; Arthropoda; Insecta; Diptera; Tephritidae
Product: arrestin domain-containing protein 17
Exons: 5
Coding region: 110-1408 (432 amino acids)
Biological process (GO): protein transport
Cellular component (GO): cytoplasm
Source: RefSeq, a predicted model, not a curated record
CUAUAUGAGUGCUUAGUUGAAGUUAAAUAUUCUCUACACACCGUUAAGCAACAUGCUCACUAUCCAAUUUUCCCCAAUUCAGUCCGAUUCGGUCGGUUGUUGAAGUAAAAUGGUUGUGACUUGUGAUAUUCAAUUCAAUCAAAAUGAGUUCGGAACCUAUUUCGCUGGUCAGCUGGUGGAUGGGUCGGUGGUGCUAAAAGCUGAUAAGCCAAAAAACGUUAAAGCUGUGAUACUAAACAUUUCUGGAUUUGCUAUUACAAAAUGGCAUGAAAAACAUUUAGGUAAAAAGCGCAAUUUCUCCGGACGCGAAGAUUAUAUGGAGUCCAAAACAUUUUUGAUGGGUUCGGAAAGUAGUCAAAAUUUUACAAUACAAACCGGAACUCAUACUUAUAAUUUCGCCUGUAAGCUGCCAGAAGAAUGCCCCACAUCUUUUGAGGGUCUACACGGCUGUAUUAGAUAUUUAGUGAAAGUAACACUGUUGAUACCAUGGAAAUUCAAUCAGACCUACACACGCGGCUUCACUGUGAUGAAGAUGCUCGAUCUUAACUAUGAAUCGCCGCACAUAAAAAUACCAACAACCUCCGAAAACUAUCGCUCCUACUGCUGCGGCCCUUGCAAAACGGAGCCAAUAAAGAUGCAAGUGCAACUACCACAAAUCGGCUAUGUGCCCGGCCAACGAAUUCCCGUCACUGUGCUUGUGAUUAACAACACUGGCAUACCAGUGGCUGAUAUACGCUAUGCAUUGAUAAUGCUCGUACGUUACGCCAGUCCAGCACCACAACAACACUCGUGUCUCGAACGUAUUACUAUGACUACGGCGAAGGGUGAGUCUGUGUUGCGUAAUUGUACGCGCUCACUGACGCAAGAGCUGCUUGUACCAGCCACUCCACCGACCUGCAUACGUUCCUGUAAUAUUAUACGUAUUACCUACCAAGUGGAGGUUGAGGCGUAUAUGAAGGGUUGGUAUGCUAAUCAAACUAUAACCAUACCGGUUUUGAUUGGCAAUGUACCACUGUGGCAGACACCAGCGAUUAUACAACAACAACCGCGUAGUAGUCGUAUGUCGAUGGUUAGCGAGGAAGAAAUUGUACUAGAAGGUGCCAACGUGGUUAAGGAUGGACAGCAAACACCAACGGUUACUGCCGACACCCGGGGGCUUGGUGUCAGUGAUGUUCAGUCACCGGUGGAUAUUUAUCCGGAAUUACCUCCACCAUCUUACGAGGAAUCCUUGCAUACCUUACGUGGCGAUAUAAACGAAGAUGAUUUACAUGCAUUUGGGCCGUGUGAAUUUGCACCGCUAUAUCCAGUAUACGCUUUACCUUUGACACUAGCACCAACUGCACCGGUAACACCGGAACCCGAGCGCGGUGGUUAUAUAAAUCAAAAUUUUCAAAGUGACAAAAUUUGAAGCUAAUUAGCAAAUUGUAAAAUGAAACUUUUUUAAAAUUGCAAUAAUACCUUUUUGUAAAUAUUAUAUAUCUGAUAAAGAUAAAAAUUCUAUUGAAAUUUAAUAUAGACAAUCGCAAAAAAUAUACACGAUGUAAUUUUCUGUAAUAAAAUUUUGAGUUAAUUUAUCAUGAA